CUGCGCUGACGGCGGCGGGCAGCCGGCGGCGGCUGGGACCGGACCGGGCCCGAACCUUGAACAAAAAGUAUUUUCGUAUGAAAGUAUUACUGUGCUCUACAGCAGCAGCUGCCAGAACCCCGUUGUACUGAAGACAAUGCGUUUGUAAGAGGGACAGGCUAUGGCUUACAGUUUGCGGUUUCAUUUUCAGAUCUUCAAGGAGAUAUGGUCUAUUUCAUCUUGAUCAGUCAUAAUGGUCACUUCUUGGGAGCUAUCACAGCAACAAAUGCUUGGAGCAUUUGUUGUGAAGUAAGAAGACUCGGAACAGGAAAGAUGUGCUUCUAUGGAUUGGACUGCUUGAACAAAAUGGUGCUGUCCAAGUAGGUCAGAGCAUUUCUGAGAACCACAGAACUUUGUCUUGUCAGCAGCAGUUGGAUGUGUUUUGAACAGGCCUAACAAACUGAGCUUCUGGCUGCCAGCAAUGGAUCAAGAAGCUGGAAAACCUGCAUGGCCAAGACCAGCAGGUGGAUAUCAGACUAUUACAGGUAGAAGAUAUGGAAGAAGACAUGCUUAUGUCAGUUUUAGACCGUCCUUGAACAGCCAAGAUGGAAAUGUACACCAACACAAUGGAGAGCAUGAAGGAUUAGAGUUCGACAAUGUUCAGGAAGAGAUUUCUUUACUUUCCAGGCCAUUGGUCCAAGUUUCUUCGUGUUUAUUGGAUGAGACACUGUUAGAAAAUACUGCAACUGGAGAACCUGUUCGUCAGACUGUUUUGAGCCAAAUUUCUGAGGCAAGCACUUCACCGUUUUCUCUAGCCUCUUAUGAAGUGGAAGGCAACCAAAUCUCAGGGAACAUUAUGAAUCCUGAUAAAAAUUCUGAGCUCCUCAUUGAACGUACUUCUGGAGAGUCUAAUGAUUUGAAUGGUCACAAUGGAAUUGCUUUUGUAAACAUCGACUCUUACGAGCCAGAUAGCAGCGAUGGAGAAGAUGAUGGACAAGACCAGCUUUGUUUGGGAAGAGAAGAAGCAGGUGUAUUUCAGGAAACACUAGAUGAUGUGGCUUCUGAAUUAGAAAAUGGUAUAGAGGCUUUCACUGACGUACAGUCCCGAUUGUCCACUCUCAAUUGCAGAAUUUCUAGAGAAUGUUGUGAGGAAGUGAGACCAGUGCCUUCAAGAUAUUUGAGCAUAGAUUCAGACUUGAACCAUCCAAACAACAGGACACUCGAAGAAUCUGCUGCUGAAGAUCAAGCCAUACCAAAAAGUAACCUGAGUGGUGACAGUCAUGAAACACAACAGGUAAAUCUGGUAGAUACUAGAAUUAGGACCCCUGUAACAACUUGUAAUGAAUUAAAUCUCAGUGAUGAGGAGACUGAACAAAGAAAUUCACCUGAGCUAGUAGUGAGACCUAAAAUAAGAAAGCAAAAUACCACAAGCCAGUUGGAGAGAAAGAUGGUUCUGCCUGAUGAUGAUGAAGAAAGCAGUUCUAACAGGAAAAGGGAAACUGCUGAAAUCCAGCAAGGCUGUGAUGAACGUACCUCGAGAAAUGACGGAGAAGAAUUGAGUUCCACUAUGUUCUUCGAACCCAAAGAGUACAAAGGUCCUCAGAACAACACUAGGAUAGACCUAAGGAGAAACACAACAGCUCAAGAACAAAAAGAUGUCUUAGAUGAUAGCAGUUUUUGGGAUGAGUUUGAAGACUGGAGCAGAUACUUCCCACGGCCCCACAAAGAUGAAGACAGCUCAGAAUGUAGUGAUGGAGAAUGGUCUGCAUCUAGGCCUUCCUGUUUUGCUGCUGCAGAAAAAGACCAGUCCUCAAGUGAUGAGAGCUGGGAGACUGUCCCAGGCAGGGAGGAACAUGAGCCUGAAGUGCAUAGCAGCCCCAGUGGUAUAGAAGUGUUUGUAGACUGCAGUUUUCAAGGAGGGGAACCAACGCUUUUGGAGGAAGGAGAGAUUACUUGGUUACAGUACCAUGAAGAAACAGAAAGUAGCAGUGAUGAGGAAAAUCAUCCAGUUAGUGAUUUUGUGCAUCCUGGCUUAUUUAUAUUAGAUGGAAACAACAACCUUGAGGAUGACUCCAGUGUGAGUGAGGACCUGGAUGUUGAGUGGAGGCUGCUGGAUGAGUUUGGUGAUGGCCUAGGAGUUGCUCAAGCCAUUUCAUAUGUGGAUCCCCAAUUUACCACGUAUAUGGCACUAGAGGAACGCUUAGCACAAGCUAUGGAGAAUGCUCUGGCACAUUUGGAGUCCCUUGGAUUUGAUGUUGAACAGGCUCAUCCACCAGCUACUCAAGAAAGCAUAGAUUGUCUGCCACAGAUUAUUGUCACAGAUGACCAUAAUGGUCAAGACCAGUGUUGUACUAUCUGUUGCAGUGAAUAUGUGAAAGAUGAAAUCUUAACAGAGCUACCCUGUCAUCAUUUGUUUCACAAGCCCUGUGUCACUCUUUGGUUACAGAAGUCGGGAACAUGCCCUGUUUGUCGCCACGUGCUUGCACCCAUGCUUCCUGAAGCAGCUGCUACAACUGCUUCCGUUCUAUCUGAUCAUGAUUCCUCAUCUCCUGCUCAGGAUGUUACAGGAGCUCCAAACUAGCAUCUGAAAUGAAGUCUCCUUCGCCAAAAUAAAAAGUUAACUUUGCCUCUUAAAUUACAAUGUGAAAACAAUUAUAUAUAAAAUAUUAUAUGUAAAAUACUUUAUAUAUUAUAUAUUUCAGUUUAGGAAGAAGAUGCAAGAAUUUAUAAACCUGUUUAGGUUUACAAUAGUUUAAGUUUUCAAACAAAGCUUGAAGAAUGUGCACCCCUUUUUACAUGAUAGAAUGUUGCUGGUAACUGUAGUGUCUAAAGCUUGUAUUAUGACAAAUUUGUCCAAAAAGAUAAUUAAUGUGGCACUUUCUCUUUAAGUUCCUGCAACUGCAGUGCAGUUGUAGCUUACUGAAGUUAUGCUCAUCUGUUUUUCAUAACUGAACUAUUUGCCAACGAGUGACUGUAAUGGAUCUCUUUUACAUCAAAUGCAGAGAUCUUCUUUGACAACAGUACAGUUUGGUUUCACUGGAAAUAAAUUUCACCAAGAAACAGUAUUUUACCCCUUUAUUCCAUAUUAACAGCACUUCUGAUAUUAUGAAGAAAGUUUAAUUGCUGAUACCUGGACUUUUUUUUUUACAAAUGCUAAUACUAUUUUUAAGACUAGGUCCUGAAUAAGUGUAUGAACUUUGGAACUUCAACACUUGAUAUUCUGAGUUUCUAAGAGGCUGAAUCCGUAAAAGCUGGGCAGCUGUUUCCUUCAAGUUCUGCUUAAAUUCCACUGUAUUAACUAGGUCUCCUGUACUUUCUCCUUCAUGUACGUACACCCUCUCAUUAUUAGAUAUAUUUAUUUUUCCUUAUAUAAGGAGUGGGGUUGCUUUCCUAAUACAGUUGUAAUUAAAAUAUUUUUAUCUCUUAGUCUUAAAUCUGAACAAGGUAGUAAGAACGUUACAUACCUAAUAGCCAUGUAUUCAAAUGUAUUUUUCAAUUAGGAUAACUCCUGUGAAGCUAUUUCAGAAAUUAAAGAAUGAAUGUUUCCAGUGUUGCAUACCCACUUAAACCACUUGUUGCAGUGGGUUAUGCUACACUUAAUAUUUUAAAGGAGAAAAGUUCUAGAAACUACAGUCUUAUUUCUCUAAAUAAUACUAUAUGUCCCUUAAAGUUUUUUCAUAUACUGAAGUUACUCUUAGAGCGCAGGAAGUUAAGAUUUUGAUCUGUGUAUAUGCGCUAAUAGCUGUGCAAAUCUCUUCUGUGGCUAUUGGAUAGACAUGUGAUUCCUAUAGUGGGAAUAAUAUAAAAGGAUCAAAUCCAAACAGUCUUAAAACAAUUACAGUUUCUUCUAGUAACUAUUAGUUGAAUAAGGCUCGUAGAAAGGAAGAGUGAUUUUUGAGAAAGUGGUAUUACAGUAGCUCUUCCCUAGUGCUUAGAUUAUUGUUGUCAUCAGUGUCAUUCUUUACAAAUAUUAAUUUCUUCUUUAAAUAAUCUUUAAAUAACGGUCAAAGAUAGUGUACCCUUCAAAAUAAAACAAAUGUUACUGUAGUGUAAUUUGUGGAGUGCAGCAGAACAAAGAAUGGAUAGCAGCUGCCAUUGGUAUAUUCAUGAGAAUUUAGGUGAUGCAGUUCCAAAAGUUCCAAACCGUGGAGUACAAGGAAACCACAACAAUUGGAUAUUGGUGAAAAGUGGUAGAAGCAUGGUUAGCACAGCUAAUUUUUUGGAGUAAAACUCUAUAGUCCCUGAAGUUGCCAUCAGCAGGAUUGGGGGAAAUGUGACAAGGAACAUACGCUGAACAUAUACUUAUAGGCAUGCUUACUGGGACACUUAUUCUCUUCCAAGAAGCACUAUAAUUUUUCCAUAUCUCUAUUACAAACCAGUGUUGGGGAGAAUGAUCUGUAGCUACCAAGUACCCCAGAUGAUUAAGAGUUAAUACAGCCCUUGUUGUUGUUUGAGGAUCUUUAGGGGAUGUAUGUACAUUUCAGACAAAAGUAUAAAUGAAAACAUUCAUAUUCCUGGCUGGGGUAGGGAACAGACCAGCAGAAGGAUGGGUUUUACUGCAUAGUAAUAUCAGACUUGUUCUUGAGGGUGUUGUUCGUCAGUAGCUUCACUCUGCAGCAAAUGCUGUAGCAGGUACUUAAACCAGGCUGUGUUCUGUUUCGGUCUGGAACAGUACAGUGUGCUGGCCUUCAUUUAAUCCCUUAGGAAUAGUGUUUUAUAAAGAGGAUUACUUCAGCUUCUGGGGCAAGAUCUGGAAGUGCUCUUGCUAGAUGCUUUUGAUUCUAGACUUCCCCAGCAGUGUCAAGAGUUAAGAAAGAAGCAGCUGUUGGGCUUUUUCCCUCCUUGUCUGUUGCUGGCCUCAGUACUGGCAUCUUCCUAUUUCUAAACAACCAGUAAACAACUGCCUGAGAAAUGUGUUCAAGCUUUUUGUUGUUGUUGUUUAACUCGAAUGUAGAGGUGUCACUUACAGAUCUUUUGUGGCUCCUCAGCUGAGGAACUAACAGAUGAAAGACCUUCAAGAGGGUGUCUGAAAAGUAUAUGCUAGGUCAUGCUCAGGUUACCAGAAUUGUCCUGCAACACCUAGGAAGAGUCAUGAUCCAGAAAUUUGGAUCAUUUGUGCAAAUGCCUGUUGUGAUUUUUUUGGUAUAUAAAAUUGCAUCAGAUUGCUGUGCAGAUUAAGUGGUUCGUGCUUCAAAUGUAAAAUUGUUUGGUUAAAGCAGGCCUAGUUCAUCUGAAGGCCUUGCAAAGUAUAAUGUUUUCCUAAGAAAAAAAAAAUAAAA
This is a messenger RNA of Cygnus atratus (black swan), 5258 nucleotides long. RefSeq names its product praja ring finger ubiquitin ligase 2 (gene PJA2). The record is from RefSeq and is a predicted model, not a curated record. The coding region runs from base 461 to 2560 and encodes 699 amino acids. The transcript is spliced from 13 exons. Lineage: Eukaryota; Metazoa; Chordata; Aves; Anseriformes; Anatidae.